AUGGUUUUGGAACCAGGAGGUGGUCUGUCGUUCCCACCGCCUCCUGUUGGAGGAACAGCCAGCACUGGUGGCUCACUGCUGGCUCCAGCAAGGCUGUUCCAGAGGGCGACACCUGUAUUUCCGUUUCACCUGGGAUGGCCACCACAUCAUGCUGUACUUGGCAAUGUACAGAGUCAGGUGCAACAGACAAUGCAGGCGCAGCAUCAGGCCGCUGCUGCUGCUGUCAGAUUUCUCAGUCAUCAUCAUCCACAUCAUCCACAUCCGGCGCUCGGGAGUCAUCCACUGGUGCCGGGUAUGACAGCACAUCAUCCAGGAGCACAUCAUCUUCAUCAUGCUGGUGAUCAUCCCGAUGACGAUGACGACAAAAAAGGUUGUGACGGUGAGUCUGACGAAGGCGGAAGCAAGAGAAGAAGAAGCCGUACGAAUUUCAAUAGUUGGCAGUUGGAGGAGCUAGAACGUGCAUUCCUCUCGAGCCACUAUCCAGACGUUUUUAUGCGGGAAGCGUUGGCUGGGAGGCUUGACCUGAAGGAGAGCCGUGUUGCGGUGUGGUUUCAAAAUCGUCGAGCAAAGUGGCGCAAGAAGGAGCACACGAAGAAGGGUCCAGGUAGGCCAGCGCACAACGCUCACCCCCAGAGCUGCAGUGGCGAGCCAAUUCCCCCUGAAGAGCUGAGAAGAAAAGAGCGAGAGAGGCGGCAGAAGAAGCUGCUGAAAGCCCUCGAGAGACAGCAGCGAAAGCUGGCGGCCAAGGGCAUCUCUGUGGACCUCUCAACGCUGAAAGCCGACUGGGAAGCGAGGAGUGCAGCGGCGUCGAGCGGUGGUUUAAACGGUCAUCUGAGUGGAUCAUUCGGUCAAUUGGGGGGUUUGAACGAAGGUAGCAGUGUCUCUGGCUCCGGUAAUGACGUCAAUGAGGAGAUUGAUGUGGUUGGGGGCUUGGACUCGUGUUCUGAGAGUGGUAGUGAGCGAAUGGACUCGGCAGCGGACGGUUCGAUCGAUGGUGAGUGCUACUCGAGGCUUACGAUUGAUCAGAGUGACCACGGAAGGACGUCACACUCAUCAGUGGAGCAUCAGAGUCCAAAGAGUGGAUUGAGCAUCAAUUUGGAUCUCAAUCAUCAGCAGGGAAUUCGUCGCUGGGGCUUGAGCCUCCUCGAGCGACGGAGGGAACUCGUCAGUCUGAGCAACAGCGUUGCGAGGAGAUCGACGGAGAGUCCGCGAAGUCUAGUGAGAAGUCCCUUGGAUAGAAAUGACGACGAGGUGCAGAGUGGCAGCAUUGAUCUGUCGGUGAAAGGAAGAGAGGACAGGAGGAGGCUCAAUCCUUUCUCGAUCGACAGUCUUCUUGGGAAUAAUCGAGCCAUUACACCCAGGGACGAUCAGAAUCGCUCAUCAACACCCAGUAAUCUCACCAAUGGCAGGCAAUCUAGUUCACCAACAUCACCAAUAUCCGUACCAACGUCACCAUCCACCACGUAGUCCUGUUUUAGUAACGAUAAUAGGAGGUUUAUGCAACGAUUUAUCCAUGGAGACUGAUUUAAUAUCACUAUUCGACAUAUCUGCUCUGAGUGAUUGUCGAUGCCCCAGCCCCCCCCUCUCAGGCAACAAAUGUUCAGUGUGCAAUAAGGAAGUGAGUGUGAUGAUUACGAGAGAGAAUCGAUAAAUCGACAUUGACUCUGAGAGUUUAACAAUGAUCGAGUGUAUUUAUAAUGUAAAUAGUCGAAGGAUUUUUAAUUUAAAAUGAAAACGUGUAAACAGAUGUUAUCGCGGGAGUUAGGUGUUAGAAGUUUCAUGGAAAUGAUUAAAGAUGGGGGGGAAUUAAUUUAAUGAGGUAGAGGAUGAUGUUAGCCUGAUUGCCGUGUACAUAGAUUCGACGUAGGGCAUGAAGUGAAUCAGGAUAAUGAAAAUUGGAUGAUACCAUUGUUUAAUGAACACUAAAAGAAAUAAUUUCCUGUAAACCUUUUAGAGAGUGAAAAUGAGCGAUGAAAAUUGUGCAAAUUGUGGUAAUUGAUAAGUAUUUGUUUUUUCUGGAGGAAAAAUUGAUGAAAAAAGGAGAGAUUUAAGAGAUGCCAUAAAUGCCCAUGACGUGCAAAAACACAAAACAUUACCAAUAAUAUCCAAUUAUAAAUAU
Diachasma alloeum is the source of this 2119-nucleotide messenger RNA. RefSeq lists its product as uncharacterized. Gene Ontology annotation, molecular function: DNA-binding transcription factor activity, RNA polymerase II-specific; sequence-specific double-stranded DNA binding. Gene Ontology annotation, biological process: regulation of DNA-templated transcription. The coding region runs from base 1 to 1467 and encodes 488 amino acids. The record is from RefSeq and is a predicted model, not a curated record. The transcript has 4 exons. Lineage: Eukaryota; Metazoa; Arthropoda; Insecta; Hymenoptera; Braconidae.